Conger conger (European conger) is the source of this 3124-nucleotide messenger RNA. It is a transcript of the gene odad1, whose product is annotated as outer dynein arm docking complex subunit 1. The transcript is spliced from 15 exons. Gene Ontology annotation, biological process: cilium movement; outer dynein arm assembly. The coding region runs from base 708 to 2402 and encodes 564 amino acids. Lineage: Eukaryota; Metazoa; Chordata; Actinopteri; Anguilliformes; Congridae. Gene Ontology annotation, cellular component: axoneme. The record is from RefSeq and is a predicted model, not a curated record.
UAAGCCAAGUCCACCGCUACUUUUUGAACGGACUUUGUCCUGCCGCCGAUUGGGGAAGUGUGAUUAAACUAUGUAGCUAUAACGUUAGUAGCUAGUUAACAUCUCUUCACCUUCCACAUUAGCUAAGUAGGAUAUAAAUCUCACGUAUCAAGAUGUUUGUUAAACCAAAUAACGUUAGCUAUCAGUAUCUUAGCAUAAUAGUGUCACUUUACCUUGUUUUGUUUGUCCAUGAUCAACGUUUGUAGCUAGCUAGCUAAAUUAAUUUAAAGGUACGUGGAAUAAAAUCCAGCUUUAAAUGACCAGCUACCAGCUGUUUCAAAACAUAGCUUCAGCUGGUCAAACCAUGUGAAGUAUGGAUCUGGUCUGAGCUAGUCAACCAGCUACUCGCUGUUUCUAAACCGAGCUUGAGCUGUUUUUUUCAGCAGGGUAACAGAAUUUUAGUCUAGUUAAUACCCAGCAAAGCAAUUCUGGAAACCAAACAAUAUUAGCUAACAGCACAACGUCAUCUGAUGCAGGAACUAGUUUUCGUAAGUGAUACUUGCUAAGCAAUAAGCAGGCCAAGGUGCAACUAAACGGCCAAGUGUGCUAGCUAGCUUAUUAAAUUAGCUAACGUUAGUUAACCUAGGGUAUUAUUGUGGAGGAGGCGUUGACUUCAUCACUCUCUUAACUUUACUCAUCAGUAUCUUUAUUCAGUGAAAGAUUGCAUUAUGGCUCGCGGAAGGUCAGCACCCAAUAUCAGCUUCAACAGCAGUGACAGCGACUUGGAUGAAAUACUACGGAUUGAUGCAAUGUCUCAUGGAAGGUCUGUGCCAAGUGUCAACUUCGGUAGUGAGAUCGACAUUGAUGUUAUAAGGGCAGAGAUGGCCAAGCUAAAAAUACAGCUCCGGACCAUGGAGGUGGAGCGGCAGGCCUACGUGCUCCAGUCUCAGGAUCUGAUCCGCAGGCAGCGGCGUGAGAUGGAGCGGCUGCAGGCGGAGCAAAAGGAGCUGCAGCGCAUUCUUUGCAUGUGCGAGAGCCGCACCCACAGGCAGCAAGACACUGCGGUCACACAGGACCUGCUCUUCCUGCUGGAACACAAAGACCAGAUGGACAAGAUGCUGGAGAGCGAGAGGCUGACCCUGGAACAGCUGAACAAGGAGAUCCUCAACGCAGAUCGUAGGCUGAUAAUUCUGCGGAGGGUGGGAAGCACAGGGGGUUAUACCCAGAGAACCAAAGCCCCCCCAACCCAGAAGACCACCCAAGUCCUGGAGAACCAACUGGACCGAGCCCUGGUGCGGUUUAACACGCACCUGACACAGAACAGCCAGCUGAGGAAUGACCUUGAGUCCCUGCGCAUCAGGCGAAGCCACUUCCAGCAGAUACGCCAGAGACUGGAAAGGGAACUCCGGGAUUUACGUGAGGACAUCAGUGAUGUUGUAAACAUCUCCACAGCAGCAUAUAACGCUAGGGUGGAGGUGCAGAUGAAGAUGAUGAGGAUUAAAGAGUUGGCCGUGAAGGAUCUAGAACAUUACAGUAUUGAGAUGAAGGAGCUUGAGACAGUGAUUGCGGACGAGCGCCACCUUCAAGACUUCCUGACUAUUAAGUGUCACAGUAGGAGUGGACAAGAGGACCAUCGCCACAGUCCACAAGACCCAGAUGAGUGGGAAAUGAGAGAGGAGAUGACAGACGAGAUGCUGGGCGCUCUGGACGAGACGUUCCUGAAGAUCCACAGUUUGACCGGAGAGGAGAACCUGGAUGUUCUGGUGAGGAGGUUCCUCGAAAUCGAGGACCAGAACUUUGCCCUCUUCGACUUUGUAAAUAAGCAGAGCAACAAGAUAAAGGAACUGAAAGACCAAGUUAGCCAGGUGCAGCAGGACACUGAGCGGCUGUGUGAGGACGGGCAGCAGUGGGAGCUGGAGCGCCACGCCCUGACGCGGGACCUGCAGGCGCGACAGCAGGCGUCGGAGAAAAGGGCUCAGGCCUGUAACACGCACACGGCCACAGUCGCCAAGAUCCUCGAACAAGCCAGGACAGGCAUGAGGCGUGUGCUGCGUAGGCUGGAGCGUGUGCGGAAUGUGAUGAAGGACUUGCCGCCCGCCGCCACAAUCACAGAUAAGAACCUGGUAGAAAUCCUGGACACUCUGGAUCUGAAGAUCAAUGGCCUCCUCAGAAUCCAGGCCUUCCUCAAGUCUAAGAACCCAGACAAAGAUGAUACAAAAGAUGGUUCUGAACAGAAAGCAGCAGUCAAGUCCCCCUCAAUUAGUGAGGAGGAGAGACCUCUGAGCCAGAAGGAGCUCCGCCAGCAAAUGAUAAAGGAGAUCCUACUGAGGGAGGGAAUCAUUGGGCCGCGCAGGGAGAGGGCGGUCAAGCCUUCCAGACCCAACAAGGCGCCCAGCACUCAACGGCGCCGCCCAGAGGCCUGAACGGGGGAUUACUCCCCAGGCCAGCAGCCAAGCUUCUCCCUACAUUUUACAUUUUUACAUUUUAGUCAUUUGGCAGACCCAUUUCUCCCUCACCCAGGACACACCUCAGACUGGCAGCAAGAAGCCGCUGCCCACUGCCCCUACAUUUACAGGUCUAUUCCCUGUGUUCUGAAGCAGGUUUUGUGUUUCAUCAGCGAAUACAUCAGAGGGUGCUCACCAGCUUUUAUUGUCUUUAACUUUCAGCUUAGCCCUUACUUUUGAGUUGUUUGUCCUCUUCAAGAGGCCAAUUGUAUUCCAACCCCACUGUUCGUAUGUGUUGACUGACAAUCACAGCAAUUAUAUUUUCUUAGACAGUGAAUGUUGGGCAUGUAUCCUAAAAUGCAUUUUAUGAAAUAAGUAUACCAACUAAUUGUCCCUGUCUCACUCAUUCCUUUUGGGCAGGUUGGAACUUUGGGCAGUAUUUUAACAAGACUCUUCUUGUUAAAGUGGUGUCUGUUAUAUUUCUACAUGUAUUAUUUGCCCAUUUUGAAAUCUUAUUCAAUAUUCUCUGUCAAGGAAAAUUCAUUGGACCGAAUUGCUCUUAGCAUAUGACAUUACACACAGCCUUCUCCCCUGUUCUGUUUUACUGCUGAACAGCAGGGGGCAGCAGAGCCUUGAUUGAGCCUCAGGGCAUUUCCUGUACUUCCCUGUCUGUCACUGGUAAUAAAACGUUCAGUUCCAAA